AUGGAACGUCUCUACGUGAAACGAAUGCUUGAAAACUUGUCUCCGAAAGCACUUCGUGAACACUCCGUGAAGGACUAUCAUGUGAAAGGAGUUCACUAUUUGUGUUUGGAACGAUCGGAGGCAAUCACGACCAAAGUCUAUGUCUUGAAUCCUCAAUUAUUGAGAAUGCAUGGUGAUCAUGGUUUUCGAAUGAUGAAUGAAAAGGAACAACAACGACGACAUGAAUCGAUGGAUCGGAAUUUGGCAAAUCCACACAAUCAUCGUUAUCAUUUCAAAACGACCGUGUUGGCAGGUGAAAUGGUGAAUAAGGUAUUUCAGGAGAGAGACAUUCCCGAAAAAGAAGAAGCAUUUCAAUUAAAUUAUCAUCAGUGGCAUUCUUCAGAUGCACUCCAUCAAGAUCUUUACUUAUUUUGGAAAUUUGCAUACUUUUAUCAAACGAAUGAAUUUGAGAGAAUGCAUCAAGUGUUAUUGGAACCCUCACAAUUCGAAUAUUUACGGAAUGGAGAAUCGUAUGAAUUGAGUCCUGAGAAAAUUCAUACGAUUCAAGUCAGUGAUCGGGAAUGCACCAUUCUCUUUUUACAGCAAUUUCCGAACGUGAAGGGAUUAUAUUCGAGAUAUUCGGAGAAGGAAGCAAAUGAACUGAGAAGAAAAAUUUUGGAAUUAAUUUAA
Molecule: messenger RNA, 669 nt
Organism: Naegleria fowleri
Lineage: Eukaryota; Heterolobosea; Eutetramitea; Acrasida; Naegleriidae
Exons: 1
Coding region: 1-669 (222 amino acids)
Source: RefSeq, a predicted model, not a curated record